CAACAAGAACCUGCCAGAGACUUCACUCUUCACAAAAUAAACCAACAUGCAAAUACUUCUCAUUAUCUUGCCAAUCUUUUCCGUUUUGUUUCUGCUAAUAAAAUGGUAUUCAAAUUAUUCCAUAAUCAGAAAAAACUCACUUCCUUCUCCACCGAAAUUCCCAAUAAUAGGAAAUCUCCAUCAACUAGGUUUGUACCCUCAUCGCACCCUCCAAUCUCUGGCAAAAAAAUAUGGCCCCUUGAUGUUGCUCCAUCUUGGGAGGGUGCCGGUUCUUGUGGUCUCUUCCGCUGAAGGUGCACGUGAGAUCAUGAAAACCCAUGAUCUUGUAUUUGCGAACAGGCCCCAAAGGAAAUUGUUCGACAUACUUAUAUAUGGUUCCAAAGAUGUGUCAACAGCCCCAUAUGGUGAGUACUGGAGGCAAUUAAGGAGCAUCUGUGUGUUGCAUCUGCUUAGUGUAAAAAGGGUUCAAUCAUUUCGCUCCGUUAGAGAGGAGGAAACUCAAAUCAUGAUGGAACAAGUCAAACAUUCUACUUCACCAUCUGUUCCAAUAGAUUUGAGCCAAUUAUUCUCCAUGAUUACCAAUGACAUACUUUGUAGGGUCACUUUCGGAAGAAAGUAUGGUGGAGAAAGUGGGAAGGAGUUGAAGGAGUUGUUCAUGGAGUUUACAGAACUUCUUGGUAGUUUUGUUAUUGGAGAGUUUGUGCCUUGGCUUGAUUGGUUGACUAGUGUUUCUGGGUUGUACACUAGAGCAAACAGAGUAGCUACAAGGUUCGAUAAAUUCUUGGAGGAAGUAGUUGAUCACCAUGUGAAUCGAUAUCCAGAUGAUGUUACUAGCAAUUUGGAUCAUGUUGGAUCAGAUUCUCAAGGCCACAAUGAUUUUGUUGAUGUAUUGCUUUUUCUCCAGAGGACAAAUGCAACUGGAUUUCCUAUUAAUAGAACAGUCAUCAAGUGUUUGAUAUUGGAUGUGUUUGUUGCCGGUGCAGACACUACAUCUACCAUCUUAGAGUGGACAAUGACAGAGCUCUUAAGGCAUCCAAUGGUGUUGAAGAAAGUGAAAGAUGAAGCCAAAAACGUGGUUGGUAACAGAAAGAACAUAACUGAAGAUGAUUUGGUUCACAUGCACUACUUAAAAGCCGUGAUUAAAGAAACUCUUCGACUACAUCCACCAAUUCCGUUACUAGUCCCACGAGAAAGCAUGCAAGAUAUCAAACUGCAAGAUUACAACAUUGCUUCGGGAACACGAGUAAUUGUGAACGCUUGGGCAAUAGCAAGAGAUCCUAAGUAUUGGGACCGACCUGAAGAGUUCGCACCGGAGAGGUUCAUGAAUAGUUAUAUAGACGUGAAAGGGAAUGAUUUCGAGUUGAUUCCGUUCGGAGCAGGGAGAAGGGGCUGCCCGGGAACAAUAUUUGCCAUGGUUAUUGUUGAGAUUGUGCUAGCCAACCUCCUUCACCAAUUUGAAUGGGUGUUACCAGAGGGUGUGAAAAGUUUGGACAUGUCUGAAACAGUUGGCUUAACCAUUUAUAGAAAGGUUCCUCUUGUAGCCCUUGCAACCCCAAAGAAUUAAGUAGUUAGACAAGGGGAUUUAGAAAAUGACAAAAAAAAAAGAAGGAUAACAAAGCACCAAAAUUAAGUUCUGAUGCUUUUAUGGUUUUUGAGAAAAUACUUGGUAUGAUACUCUCUA
This is a messenger RNA of Arachis duranensis, 1681 nucleotides long. Its product is annotated as cytochrome P450 736A117. Gene Ontology annotation, molecular function: iron ion binding; oxidoreductase activity, acting on paired donors, with incorporation or reduction of molecular oxygen; heme binding. The record is from RefSeq and is a predicted model, not a curated record. Lineage: Eukaryota; Viridiplantae; Streptophyta; Magnoliopsida; Fabales; Fabaceae. The transcript has 3 exons. The coding region runs from base 47 to 1564 and encodes 505 amino acids.